AUGCCUGAUACCAAUACAACUACUACAUGUUAUAUGACUGUCAUAGGUAUUGCUUGUCCUAUUAAACCGUCUUAUGCUACAACUGAGUACUAG
Molecule: messenger RNA, 93 nt
Organism: Aspergillus niger
Lineage: Eukaryota; Fungi; Ascomycota; Eurotiomycetes; Eurotiales; Aspergillaceae
Exons: 4
Coding region: 1-93 (30 amino acids)
Source: RefSeq, a predicted model, not a curated record